Molecule: messenger RNA, 1227 nt
Organism: Dalotia coriaria
Lineage: Eukaryota; Metazoa; Arthropoda; Insecta; Coleoptera; Staphylinidae
Product: queuosine-tRNA galactosyltransferase-like
Exons: 8
Coding region: 108-1196 (362 amino acids)
Source: RefSeq, a predicted model, not a curated record
UAUUAUAACCUUCAAAUCACAUGAUUACUACUUACUUGUAAUCUGCAGAAUUCUGCUUGCGUGAGUUUUUAUAAACUACAAUAUGUUUUGAUUUGAUUGUUAUUGUAAUGUCAGAUCUAAAAAUCACUGUCGAGGCCGAAUUAACCAGAAAAUUUUAUGUAUCAAUUAUCAUCCCAAUUCAUAAUGGAUCAAAAUGGAUUGAUAGUUGCUUUAAUUCAAUAUUACAGCAAACAGCUAAAGAUAAAUUGAAUUUAGAAGUUUGCAUUUGCAAUGAUGCAUCUACUGAUAACACAGCAGAACUUUUAUCAGAAUGGGAACAAAAGUUUAAUGAUAAUCAUAUUAAAGUUAGGAUGUUCACAAAUACCUCAGGACAACCAAAAGGAGUUGGGUAUGCCAAAAACCAAGCUGUAGGUGUCUCAACAGGAAAUUAUUUGUGUUUCCAAGACAUUGAUGAUAUAAUGCUACCAAAUAGAGUGUUAUCUCAAUAUACACUUGCAGAACAAGUACCUAAAAAUACUUUGAUUGGUAGUAAAUUUCAAAGGGAACCAGAAGACUCUACUAUAAGAUACACAAAGUGGGCUAAUUCUUUAACUGACAAACAACUAAAUGAACAGAUUUAUACAUCUCAUGGUCCAACAGUUAUUAUGCCAACUUGGUUUUGUCAUAGGGAAAUCUUUGAAAAAAUUGGUGGUUUUAAUGAGGAGGGCAAAGGUACACCUGAAGAUCUUAUAUUUUUUUAUGAACAUAUAAAUAACGAUGGACGAGUUGCUAGAGUUGAUGAAACAUUGCUAAUUUAUAGAUAUCAUGAAGAAGCUACAACUUUUUCUAUUAAAGAAGAAACAAUUUGGAAUGUAAGAAUGAGACAGUUAGAAAAAAAUGUUUUAAAUAAGUGGAAUGCAUUUACUAUUUGGAAUGCGGGUAAACAAGGUCGGAAAUUCUAUAAUUGUCUGAAUAAGAGUAAUAAGGAUAAGGUGAUUGCGUUUUGCGACGUCGACGUGAAGAAAAUUAAACGAAAAUACUGUCCAUAUGAUCCAAUUUUGAGAAAAGCUGGCAAAACAGUAGAUAUUGUUCAUUUUAAGGAAGCAAAACCGCCGUUCAUAAUAUGUAUGAAGCAGGAUCUGACUAAAGGAGUUUUUGAAGACAAUUUAAAAUCUCUGAAUCUGAUUGAAAAUACUGAUUAUAUAUUUUUUAGUUGACAUAAAACAUUAAAAACAUUGAAGACACUAA